Molecule: messenger RNA, 441 nt
Organism: Ostertagia ostertagi
Lineage: Eukaryota; Metazoa; Nematoda; Chromadorea; Rhabditida; Trichostrongylidae
Source: the annotation of a GenBank genome assembly
AUGAAAGAUGUCGACAGUGAGUCACUCAAAUGUCUUGUCUUCGUUUCUGGACUCACAGAUUCUUCGCAUUCGGAAAUGCGCCUUCGUUUGCUGAACAAGAUGAAUCGCCUCAAAGAAUCCGACCCCCUACCCGUCCUCGACGACUUCAUCAGUGAAUGCGAAACGUUCGUCACUCUGCGGUCAGACAACCGAACAAUGGAAACCAAAGAGAUCAAUGCGGUUAUUGGACGAAAGCCAAUGAAAAAGGAAGCUAGUAGAGAUAAGUCGAAUCGAAGAAGCUUGUCAAGAAGAAAGACAAGAGCUACAUCUUCGAAGCGAAAGUUUCGAUGCAAGAAUGUCGCCGUUGCUGCACAAGAUGCACGAACGUAUAUGAAAGUGCAUAUAAAUGGACACCCCGCUCGUCUACAGCUCGAUACUGGUGCAGAUAUCACAAUGAUAUCU